AUGCUUCUGCUCCUCGCCGUUCUCGUCCCUUUAGCGUGGUGUCAAUCACCACUGAGUAAGGCAUGGAACGAAGCUCUUCCUGGAGUGCAACCUUUUUGGGAAAAAUAUCAGACUGGACCGCAUGGAGUGGUCAUCCGAGGAUGGCAAUUUAGUCGCUGCGCAAGCGAGCAGUGGACCAAUUAUGUAGUGAACGUGUCGAACAUCGUCAUCUGGCCUGACUAUCCACGGUUCCCAGGCCCGAUUUUCUUCAACGUGACUAUGGAUGUGUCUGAGGAUCUGCCCGUCGACAAGAUCGAAAUGGAUCUCGAGGUUCGACAUGCGGUCACAAAUAAACAGGGCUCCAAAGGCUGGCAGGUGAUUCCAUGCCAAGGAUGGAACAUUAUAGACGGUUGUGAUGGGGUUGGAUCAUGUCGCUACUGUGACAUGUUGGAUAAGUGCAAUGAGGCAGUGAAAGGAGCACAUAAGUAUAUCAAAGACGCGAAAGCUCAGGAUUUCCUCCGACAAAACAAACUUUGCCCACCUCCGAAAGGACACUGGACUAUGACAUUUUCGAAAGUGUUCUCGUCUGAGGACCUUCCUAAAUCCUUCUUUGGGCCUCUGCAGUCGAACGAGUACUGGCUGACCUUUUCUUUCACGGACGGAAAGGAUCGAAAACUUGGCUGUGCUCGAUUGUGGGUUGACGUGUGCAAGUACCACCUCCAGGACAAGGCACAAAAGUGUCUGCGAGACCCGAAUGCCUUCAAGAACUUCAUCAACGAGAUCUCUUCGCAAGCCGAACAAAUCAGAAACAGAGGUUGA
Messenger RNA from Necator americanus (New World hookworm), 798 nucleotides. RefSeq lists its product as uncharacterized. Lineage: Eukaryota; Metazoa; Nematoda; Chromadorea; Rhabditida; Ancylostomatidae. Gene Ontology annotation, cellular component: cytoplasmic side of plasma membrane. Gene Ontology annotation, molecular function: enzyme activator activity; lipid carrier activity. The coding region runs from base 1 to 798 and encodes 265 amino acids. The record is from RefSeq and is a predicted model, not a curated record. Gene Ontology annotation, biological process: ganglioside catabolic process; lipid transport. The transcript is spliced from 7 exons.